This is a messenger RNA of Papilio xuthus (Asian swallowtail), 508 nucleotides long. RefSeq lists its product as uncharacterized. The record is from RefSeq and is a predicted model, not a curated record. Lineage: Eukaryota; Metazoa; Arthropoda; Insecta; Lepidoptera; Papilionidae. The transcript is spliced from 3 exons. Bases 2 to 508 code for a protein of 168 amino acids.
GAUGCUGGAGCCGUAUCAACCGAAGUUCCAACAGCAACAUCGACAGAGUUGCGUACUCACUGAAAAUGCAGUGUCUGUACCAUCACAUCACCGAGCCUCAAUGUCGCGCGCCUGCAUGUCGUACGACUACGGCCCUUCCUUCACUUCCUACCAGCCCUACGCCUACCUCUCGCAUAGGCCCAGACAGAACUCAGUAUUCGUGGGCAGCGUGGGUGGCGGCAUGGCAUUAAUUCCAGAAAGUCCACCACGGAGGUCGCGCUCCGCAGCAGACCUGCCCGCGCUGGUGACUCCCGCAGACCUCUCUCACACAACACCGAGGUCCUCGCGCGCGGCCAGCCUACACAGCGCCGUGGACCUCAGGGUCUGCGUGCCUUCACCCCGGACCUCCCGAGCGGCUAGUCUACAUUCGGGUGACGUGCACAGCUCAGUGCAGGUCCAUGUUCGAGGUUCGGGGAAUAAUUUAAAUAGACCUAAAAGCCCAAGAAGACUAACUAUCACAAAUGUAUAG